This is a messenger RNA of Ascoidea rubescens DSM 1968, 5929 nucleotides long. It is a transcript of the gene CFT1, whose product is annotated as cleavage/polyadenylation factor CFT1. The record is from RefSeq and is a predicted model, not a curated record. Lineage: Eukaryota; Fungi; Ascomycota; Saccharomycetes; Ascoideales; Ascoideaceae. Bases 286 to 5706 code for a protein of 1806 amino acids. Gene Ontology annotation, molecular function: nucleic acid binding; protein binding. The transcript is spliced from 2 exons. Gene Ontology annotation, cellular component: nucleus; mRNA cleavage and polyadenylation specificity factor complex.
UAGCCUAUACUCCUCAUCUGCCAUUGCCAUCCUCCCACAUACAUAGGAUCUUACAAUUUAUAUUCCAUUGACUUCUCCCUGCUUUUUAAUCUCGACUUUCUCGACUUUCCUUUAUCCUUUCCAUUUUCCACAUACCUUUUUAACACCUCUAACCACCGGAUUCGCCUAAUCCGGUAAUGUGUCACGUGCAUGAUACUUUUGAAAUUUUUCUUCUGUUGACCUUUCUCAAAGAAACCCUUUGCAGGCAGUUAUAAUCAGAUUUCACCACAUAUACCAAUCUACCAAAUGGAUGCCUAUAACCAAUUGGUCUUGCCAACCAGAGUAAACGACUCAGUUGCCUGCAAUUUCACAAGUUUCAACCAUAAAAAUCUAAUUGUCUCAAAAGGAACAUUAUUACAAAUCUUUAAAAUCUUCACUACCCAAAAUAACAAGAAAAAACUAUCCCUAAUCAAUGAAUAUAAUUUACAAGGAAAAAUAAACAAUAUUCAAGUUUUAAAGUUAUCUUUAAGUGGACUACAUAGUGAUAAUUUUGAUGAUAUUAAUGAUAUCGAUGAUUUUGAAUAUGAAAAUGAAAAUGAUAUUGCCUAUAACAAUAAUCCUCAAUUUUUAAAUAAUACUGAAAAAAAUCAUAAUCAAAAUAAUCAAUUGUAUCUGAAUAAUCCGAAUAAAAACAAAAAGCUAGAUCACUUAUUAAUUUCAACAUCUUUUGCUAAAAUAUCAAUUAUUAAAUGGAAUAUCUCUAAAAAUUCCAUUGAAACUACAUCUUUGCAUUAUUAUGAAAACUAUUUUGAUUCUUUAAAUUCAUUUAAAGAUUUAAACGAAUCCUCAAAAUUAAUAAUGGAUCCAAACUACAUUUGCUCUUGUCUAUGGUUUGAUAAUUUAUUAGCUUUUUUACCUUUUAAACAAGAUUCGGAUUUUGAUUUUAAUUUUCAAUUGGAUAAUAAAAAAACCUCAAAUAAUACCAAUACCAAUACCAAUACCAAUACUGCUGUUACUACUACUAAUACUACUACUACUACCAAUAAUAAUAAUAAUAAUAAUAAUAAUAAUAAUAAUAAUAAUAAUAACAAUGAUAACAAUCUAAAUAUUUCAAAAAACGCCUCUUCAGUAGGUUCUACAAGCCAUAAAAUCAAAAAAAGAAAACUUUUUUCAUCAUCAGAAAACAACCAGAAUUCUUAUAAAAGCGAAUUUAAUGAUAAAGAUAACGAUAAAGAUAAGGACAACGAUAAGUAUAAUAUAUAUAACAAUCAUUCAUUUGAGACUCAUGAUAAAACUCAAGAUCAAAAUCAAAAAGAUUACGAUAUUCUAUCAAGUUAUGAUGACACAAUUUACUAUCCUUCAUUUAUCAUAUUUGCAGAAAAACUAGAUCCUCAAAUAAGCUCAAUCCUAGAUGUUCAGUUUUUAGAAUCUUUCAGAGAGCCAACCUUAGCAAUAUUAUAUUCCCCAAAAAGAACAUGGGCCGGAAAUUUACCAAAAGUUAAAGAUUCGCUUAGUUUGAUUAUUGUUUCAUUAGAUUCUUCUUUAAAGAUAUCAACAACAAUUUUAAACGUUAAAAAUCUACCUUAUGACUUAUUCAAAAUAUUUCCUCUCAAUAGUCAUUUAAAUUCCGGAUGUCUUUUAAUAGGAACUAAUCAAAUAUUGCAUUUGGAUUCUUCAAAUGGCUCAUCUAAGGGCUUAUCCUUGAAUAAUUUUAACAAUUAUUUUUCUUCCAAUUUUAGCACUUAUUUCAAUUUUCAAAAUGAUUUGAAUCUAAAAUUAGAAAAUUCCAUUUUCAAAUAUAUUAAAAACGUCAAUAAAAUAUUGAUUUUAACUCAAAAUCAAGGUUUUUAUUUAUUAACCUUGCAAUUUGAAGGUAGAGAAAUUAAAAAAUUUUAUGUUGAAAAUUUUAAUAUUAACAAUCGUAUAUCGAACGAUAAUUACUUAAUUAAAAAUAUUACCAAUCCCUUAACAAUUACAAUGGUAGAAGAAGAAAAUCUAAUUUUUAUUGGAUCAAAUGAUGGCGACUCUAUUUUAUUGCAAUGGAAUUAUUUUCACGAUACUCUUUCAACUACUUCCAACAAUUUACUUAAACAAAACCGAAGUUCUGUUAAUAAUAGUUCCUCUUCUAAAGAAAAAGAUUUAAAAGUUGAUGAACUUAUAGAAAUUGACACUGAUGAAGAAGAAGUUGUUGAAAAUAAUGAUCAAAACAAUGAAAAGGGUAUCUUUAUAAAGGAACAAGAUACCUCACACUCAGAUUCUGAUUCAGACGAUCUUGAAUACGAAAAAGACGAUGACGAAGAUGAAAUCAAUUACAUCAACGAUACAGUAAAUCCUAAUGACAAGAUAUCAACCUCAAAGGACUUUUUUUUCAAAAUUCAUGAUGUGCUAAUUAAUAAUGGUCCGAUAACAUCCUUUGUUAUUGCUCCUUUAUCCACGUAUAAAUUUAUCAAUGGAUUACAAAAUCCAAACCAUGAUGAAGUUUCAAUUGUUGCAACCAGUGGUGCUAAUAAUUCUUCAUCUAUAACUGUUUUCAAUCCUUCAAUUCAACCAGAAAUUAAAUCGACUCUUAAAUUUAAUAACGAAAUCACCAAUGUUUUUACUUUAACUACAAAAUCUGUUUUAAUUACACGUAAAAAGGGAAUUCGAUUAGAAAAAAACUUUAAUUAUUUGAUUACUACUAAUCACUCUUUACUAAAAAGUGAUAUUUAUUUAGUAAAUGAUAAUUUUAGAAAUUGGACCAAAAGUGAUUUUGUAAUAAAUGAUUUUACUCUUAAUGUAAAUUUUAUUAAUAAAGAAAGACAUAUUGUCCAGAUUUGUAAGAAAAUCAUUUACUUAUUUGAUUUGAAUUUCAAAUUAUUGCAAACUUUAAAAAUAACUGAUAAAUUUGAUAAGAACAAUAUACAAAUACAAUCAGAUAAUGUUCAAAGCAAUAAUAAUAAUAAUAACGAUGACCAAAAUGAUGAAAGUAAUAAUGAGGUUUUUACUUUUGCUGAAGUUUACGCAAAUUAUAUAUUAUUAACAACUUCGACUGGUGCUGCUAGAGUGUUAAAAUUCAUCUCAAAUGUUUUAGACGAUAAUGAAAAGAUAAAUAUUUUUUUUGAAAAAAUUAAACUACCCUCUAUAUUAGAUGAUAUUUUAAUUACAAGUGGAGCAAUCGCCAAUUCAAAGUUAUACAAAUCUGUGAACAAUGUUGACUCAAUUAUUGAUUUUGUGCUUCGGAAAAGAAAUGCUGAUAAAGAAAAUGUAAUAAAAAAAGAAAUAAACACAAAACUAAAUCCAAAAUAUGUUGAAGAUAUUGAUUUGAUGGAUGAAGGUGAAAAAGGAAUUUUGUUUAUAUUGGUUACUGGCGAUAAUAAAGUUAUGAUAUUCCAACCAAAUCAUAAAGAAAAAGUUUUCACGUUGAAUAAUAUUUCAAAACUUUCUAAUUAUCUUUAUUUAAAUUUUUUUGAUAUGAAUGCAAGAAGUGAUGUUGAUCCAUUUAUAAAACAAAUCAAACUAGUCUCUUUGGGUGAUAGAUAUUAUACUAGAGAAUAUUUGAUUUUGUUAACAAUCGGAGGAGAGGUUAUAAUCUACAAUUUAUUUUGGGAUGGUGAAAUUUGUAAAUUUUUGAAACAAGAGAAUUUGCAAAUAACUGGGGCCCCUGAUAAUUCGUUUUCCUGGGGGACGAAGAUUGAAAGAAGAUUACAAUACGUUGAUAAUUUUAAAAAUGGUUUGCAUGUUUGUUUUGUCACAGGAAGAAUACCAUUUAUAAUUAUAAAAGAAUAUCAAUCAAUUCCAAGGAUUUUCAAAUUUACAAGAUUUCCAUCAAUUGCAUUUGCAAGAUUUAAAUACAAGACAUCAUUUAUUAAUAGAAAGCAUAAUCAUAUUUUAAAUUACACUGAUAAAGGAUCAGAUUUUAUUUUUGUUGAUAUUUCCAAAAAUGCUAGAAUUUGCUCAAUACCUUAUGAAAAUAUUGAAACUUAUAUACAUAAUAAUAUUGCCGUUAAUAAUCAUGUCUAUAAUACCCAAAACAAUCAUAAUAAUAACAAUAAAAACAAUAACAAAAAUAAUGAUAAAAAUAAAAAUAGUGAUAAUAAUAACAAUAAUGAUAACGAUAAUGGUGAUGAUAAUGAUAAUAAUGAUAAUAAUGAUAAUAACAAUGUAAACAAUAACAAUGAUGUUAAUGAUAUAAAUGACAAUCAUUCAUACAAUAAAUUGCCAAAAGUAUUUAACUAUAGUAAUAAUUUACCAGUAAUAAAAAUUCCAUUUGAAGAUUGCUUGAAGUCGAUAACAUAUCAUCAAGACACUGGUACAUUUGUGAUAUCAAGUUAUAAAGUAGUUACAUAUAACUCUCUUGAUGAAGAUGGAAAUAAAAUUGUGGGAUUUGACGAUACUAAACCCCAAGCUCUAUCAUAUAAAGGAUUCAUUAGGCUUGUGUCACCUUUAAAUUGGAGUAUCAUUGAUGAAAUUGAUUUAAGUGUUAAUGAAAUAGCACUAAAUGUCAAGUCAAUUUUUUUAAAUAUUGGAUCUUCAACAAAUGAGAAUGAUAGUAGUAAUCCAAUGAGUCAAAAUCCAUUGCUGUUUUUCCAUGAAUUUAAUGAUACAAAUUCUACAGGUAAUAAAAAAAAAAGGGAAAUUAUACUAUUUGGAACAGGAAUAGUGAGAACUGAGGAUUUGGUGUCAAGUGGCGCAUUUAAUCUUUAUGAAAUUAUUGAAGUUGUUCCAGAACCAGGAAAACCAGAAACCAAGCAUAAAUUUAAAGAGUUGUUUCGAGAGAAAACUAAAGGAGCAGUCACUUCAAUAUGUGAGGUUUCAGGUAGAUUUUUAGUGUCCCAGGGGCAGAAAAUAAUUGUUAGAGAUUUACAAGAGGAUAAUACAGUUGUCCCAGUUGCAUUUUUUGAUACUUCUUUAUAUGUCUCUGAAGCUAAAUCGUUUGGAAACUUAAUAAUUUUAGGUGAUGUUAUGAAAAGUAUUUGGUUAUUAGGGUUUGAUGCAGAACCGUAUAGAAUGAUAAUGUUAUCAAAGGAUAAUUGUCAGAUUGAUGUGAAUUGUGCCGAAUUUUUAGUAUAUAAUGGCGAGAUGUUUCUAGUUGUUGCAGACAACGAUAAUACUUUACAUUUAUUAAAAUAUGAUCCAGAUAACUCGACUUCAAAAAAUGGGUAUAAACUACUUCGAGAAUCUAUUUUUAAUAUAAAUUCAUUGACAACAUGUAUGAGAUUUUUACCUAAAAAGCCUAAUUUUUCAACAUAUAUAUCAUCAUCAAAUAAUGAAUUUCAAGUGAUUGGGAGUAAUGUUGACGGGUCUAUUUUUUCAGUGAUUCCAAUUAGCGAAGCAAGUUAUAGAAGAUUACAUAUAUUACAAGAAGAGAUUAUCAAGAAAGACAAAAACAGUUGGUUAGGAUUAAAUGCUAAGGGGAAUAGAUUAUUGCCAUUAAGUUUAAAUAAGUAUUUAAAUUCUAAUUUAAAUAAAGAUUUUUUAAUAAAAUCUUCAUUAAUUGGAGAGAAAAAAUUUAAUAAUAAUAAAAACAUUAAUAAUUUAGGGUUUGGAAAUUACGGUGAUUUUAAUUUUGGGAUGAAUAAUGAUAGUAACAUAAAUGAAAAAAUUAAAAAUGUUAUUGAUUUUGAGGUGAUCAAGAAGUUUAUUAAAAUGAAUGAUGAUAAAAGGAAAAAAUUAGGAAACAAAAUCGGAGAAAAUUAUUACCAAGAGCUAUGGAAGGAUUUAAUUGAUAAUUUAUUAAAUGGGUUUUAAUUGAUUAUUGAAAAUUAAUAUGUAAAUAAUUAAAUAGGAUUAAUAUAAAUGAAGAAAUUAAACCUCCGAAAUAAGCGGCUAUAAUUAAAGGAAUUGGAUAUAAUUGCCAAUCUCUAUCCCAAUCUAAAAUUAUUGUAAAAGUAGAUAACCAGAUUGAAAUAAUUAUUGAAAUAUUGAUUGAUAAUAAAUGAUUAUUAAGUAAAAAAUUCAAAGAAGAAUUUUU